AAAAAAUUUAUUCGAGUUAUUUAUUCCAAAUUGCAAUCGAAAUCAUGUGAUUACCUAUUCAGAGGUGAAAUUGUAGGAAGAAAUUAGAUUAGGGGUUGAAGGGUUAACUGAACAGACGUACAGCAACAUCAAGAAAGAUGUCAUCAAGGAAGAAGUUGACCAAUUUAAAUAAAUUUUAACCCUCCUAACCAACAAUCAACACGAAAAUAUAUUAUUGCGGUCGAGGUUCAGUGACUAAAUUUGCCAACGAUCAGGAAAUUGUCCUUGUGAUAUAUUUGUGAAGUAAAUUUCCCGGAAAAUAAUUUGCCUUACGGCGAUCUUAUGACUUGCUCAAAUCAUGUCACAUGUAAGCUUACGUUACCCAUGUUAACUUAAGUUAAAUCACACGAUACAAUUCAACAGUUUAGGACAUAACCCUCUAUACUUUACGGAAAAAACAAAUCCCUAGGACUUCCUCCUGAUCCUUGCAAAAAGAAAUCAGGGCUCGGCUACAGUUUCGCGAAAGAGAUCAAGACGGGAGCGGUUCUUAAAACUGAUGUAAGUAAUUUAAAGUUGCCCCUUGCGAGACACGAAUUACAGCUCGGGAAGAAAUAUCUCGAUUCACAAAAUAUCAUUGAACCGUGUAUUGAUAAAGUUAUAAAAAGAAACACUUUGAAAGUUUUCCUUGGUGAUUCAGGCGUUAAUUGCUAUUUUUAAACUUCAGAUCGGGGAACACAGUGACAAUCAGUGUCCAUGGCAUCCUGGCGCGAAACCUUUUCUCGAAAAAAAUUCCGCGAUCCGAAAACCAUGAUGGUGACUCAAUUGAACCGUUGUCUCGGCAUCUUUGACUUGACUCUUCUCGGAGUCGGGAUUACCAUAGGAGCUGGGUUGUACGUUUUAACCCCUGAAAUUGCCCGCAAGUUCACUGGCCCAAGUGUGGUAGUUUCGUACUUCAUCGCCGCUUCUGCCUCAGUCCUAGCUGGUUUGUGCUACGCAGAGUUUGGUUGCCGUGUGCCUAAGGCAGGCUCGGUUUACGCUUACAGCUACUCAAUCAUGGGUGAACUCUGCGCCUUUAUCAUAGGCUGGGAUUUGAUUUUGGAAUACAGCAUAGGACUUUCCUCAGUAGCCAAGGCGACCAGUUCAUAUUUGGAUGCUCUGUUUGACGACCGCAUCAAGAAUUUGACAAUCUCUGCAAUUGGUGAAAUACAUGUCAAGGGUUUCGCACAAUAUCCUGACUUACUUUCGGUUGUCUUAAUAUUUGGAAUUGCGCUGAUUUCACUCAUCGGUAUGAAGGAAACAUCCAGGUUCAAUACACUGGUCACAGUGCUUACCAUGCUCCCGAUCAUCGUCAUUGUGUUUGCUGGUUUGUAUUAUGCCGAUAUUAAGAACUGGACGGAUGAUUUCGCCCCGUACGGAGCUUCAGGGAUUUUGACCGGUGCAGGCACGUUAUUCUAUGCUUUCGUUGGAUUUGAUGUCAUUGCGACAACCGCAGAGGAAGUAAGAAAUCCUGGAAGAACGAUCCCCAUCUCUAUUGUUUUGACAUUGGUAAUCGCUUUUAUGGCGUAUUUUGGGGCUUCCGCUGCACUGACGUUAGCGUGGCCCUACGCGACCCUUCCCGAGAGGGCAGCAUUUUCUACAGUGUUCGAAUGGAAAGGUGCACCGUGGGCCAAAUACAUGAUCAGUAUCGGAGCUAUUUGUGGACUGAUCACGUCCAUGCUGGGAUGCCUAGUGGCAUUAUCCAGAAUGGUGUACGCUAUUGCAAACGACGGCCUCUUAUUCAAAUUUCUCGGAAAGGUGAAUCAAAGAACAGAAGUCCCCCAAAACGCAACCAUAAUGACUGCCGUGUUUUGUUCCCUUCUGGCUUUUAUCUUUGACAUAUACCAGUUAGCGGAAAUGCUAUCAAUUGGAACACUCCUGGCAUAUACUCUUGUUGCUUUGUGCGUGUUGGUUUUGCGAUAUCAGCCAGAUGUCGUUGGCCUUACCAAGCUAUCAAGCGCGAGAGACGGCGUCGCUUCUGAGGCUGAUAAUGAUGACACCCCAGGGGAAGAAUCGCCUUUGAUUACAACAAACAACGCUUCUCAACCUACCGCGACCACCAAUAGCAAAGCACGUUUUGCUAUUGGUGUCAACACUUUUGCUUGCAUAGCCCUCGUUGUAAUCCUGAGAUGGGGCUCAUCUGCCUUAGAAAAAGCCCAGUGGUGGGCUAUAAUACUAAUAAUCCUGAUAGGAUUUACACUUGUUGGUUCAGCAGUUCUUCUCACGCAGCUACCCCAGAAUAAUACCCCUCUAGCUUUCAAAGUGCCUGGCGUUCCCGUGAUUCCAUUGCUGUCAACUUUUGUCAACCUGUUGUUGAUCUCCCAGCUCUCUUACCUGACUUGGCUUCGAUUCGCAGUUUGGUUGGUAAUUGGUUUGACGAUCUAUUUGACUUAUGGAGUACGACAUAGUGUGGAGGGCAAACGGAAUAGCCAAGACUGGCCUGACCUACGGAAUACUGAACCUGAAAUUUGCCUCCAGAAAUCACAGGAUUACUCGGAGCCAAGGAAGGAAUGAAGUCGCGUAAUUUUGAAAAUGAACUUAAGGCUAAGAAUUGAUCAAAACCAGUAGGAAUUUUAACAAUUUCUUUGUCCACUUUUUAUUUGUGUUUAAUACGAAAGCUUCCUCCUUCUAGACCAAAGUUUUGGAGAGGUAAACUUCGCCAUUUUUCGUUAGAGUAGGUAGGGUUAGAAAUCAGUCAUCUUGAGGGGGUUCAACCCUCAAGUUCGUCUCUUUAAUUUUGUUGAUGGCUGAGCAAACGUCAGAACUUGUUAAAAUGCAAACAAUUACUGUCCAUUAUAUGGGAUCAGCUUUAAUGCGUACGCAUUGUUUGCAACGGAAAAGUUCUCCAUAAAUCAAGAUACAAUUUUCCACCAAUUGUGGUGGGUUUCUAUCUGUUAAAGUUUAAGCUCACGUGCACGUGUUUUUGGGUGUGUGUUUAUGUAGAUUUUAUACCAAUACUUCAGAAUGAGAAGACUUUCUUCCCUGUUUGCUUUUCAGGGUAAUUUUAUUUUUCUCUCUAUGUGAUAGUUAUAUUUUUCAGGCUAUAUAUUAAACUAAUUUGUUUUGAUGGUGAUUGAGUGUAUUUGCUACCAUCUGUUUUUUCUUGAAAAGAUCAAAUUUCGUUCUGCAAAAAGAACGCAAAUUUGGCGCAAAUCUCACUUAAAAGGCCCUGGACUCACAAGCGGUAGAAGGAAGUUAUCACCUCCCUCACGAGUUUGAUGUAUUCGGUUAGGAGGUAGUACUGAAGUAAUGCAGUGGUCCUGUAGGAGCAUUUACUGAUUCUUUUCGUGGAAGUCCUUCACUAAUAUCAAGGGGCCUGUAUCAAUACUUUAACUUUUCUGCACAAUCAAGAGAUCUGUCGAGAAGAUCGGGGUUGUUAGAAUAAAAGGCUGAACCUGGAAAACAGAGACAAUAUGACGCCUCUAAAUGGAAAAUCAAGUUGCUCAGGCGGUUGGCCACUUGAUAGUGUGCACAUACCCUGAUAAUACUGAUAAACUGCUACCGACUUUAACCACCGUUACCUAAAUGUGAAGUUUUCAUUUAGUCGGAUCUUCCUCUAGUAUGGCCUCGAAAAAUUUUUACAAAUUCAGCUCGCUUUUUAUCUCCGAUUUGGAGCGGGAGUGCUGUAAUAGAGCGUCCGCGAAAAGUUAUUUCUAACACAAACACGCGCGAAGGUUAGCAUCUGUCAAUCUAGUAAUAUUUUCUUCACUGCUAAAUUAUUAGAUCACUUCAAGCACUGGGGAAUAAUAAUGGCCCGAAGUCGUGGCAAAAACGAACAUGCAAGGGCCAAUAUUGCCCAGUAGGGCAGGAGCAAGCGAGGUUAGAAAGUAGUUUAGUAUGUGGCACUUGGACCAAACUUGACUAUUUUGAAUUUGCGGCUUUCGCGAACAAACAUUCAUGGCUAAUGACUUUGUCCGCGGAAACGGCCCGUGAGGCAAGAUGCCUACCAAGUUAGAACCAAUCAGAACGGUCAGAUGUACCUUAGGACUGCCUUUCCAUAUAAUAAUAGGGGAAUAUUGUACAAAAGUAACAAAGUUCUCUUUUAAUGCCUCAGACAAACCCGAGACGCACUAACACAAAGGUGACGGAAAUAAUACUUAGACCUCAACUUGUCAUUAGUGUACUCUUUAUUCAGGUACUGCCAUGUAUACUAGAGGUUCUCCUACAAAGAUCUCGAAAAUUAUUCAUGGAGAAGAUCAGGGGUGGAAGCGGCGGGAGUCAUGAAUCAUGAAUAAUGACGGUUGAAUUAGUAGGAGUCGAGACAUUUUCGUGCUAAAACCUUUGGAAUCAUGCAUUAUGAGAUUUAACAAAGAAUCAUGAGUAUUUGAAAACGAUUGAAUCAUGAGUUGUUCGACUCAAAAUGCAGCAAUCAUGAAUCCCGAAAGUCAAAUGCUUCCGCUUCCAUUCCCGAAAGAUGAGGUACUUUUAUGUUGGGACACAUUAUUCAAGGUACACAGCAGUUAGAACC
Pocillopora damicornis (cauliflower coral) is the source of this 4483-nucleotide messenger RNA. RefSeq names its product cationic amino acid transporter 2. NCBI's taxonomy places the organism in Eukaryota, Metazoa, Cnidaria, Anthozoa, Scleractinia, Pocilloporidae. Gene Ontology annotation, molecular function: amino acid transmembrane transporter activity. Gene Ontology annotation, biological process: transmembrane transport; amino acid transport. Gene Ontology annotation, cellular component: plasma membrane. The record is from RefSeq and is a predicted model, not a curated record.